CUGGUCGUCGGUACGGGUUCCAUGGCGGCUAUUCCCGACCGCGAGCGGCGGUGGUAUUUUACUCGCGAUGUCUUGUUAAACAGUCCUUCUCGAAAAUGUCAGAUAGAACCGAGGCAGGAACUGUCCUACCGACAACAGGCCGCAAACCUCAUCCAGGAAAUGGGACGGCGUCUUCAAGUAAAUCAAUUGUGCAUUAACACCGCCAUUGUAUAUAUGCACAGAUUCUAUGUGUUUCGUUCCUUCCAGCGGUUCCCCCACAAUAAAAUUGCAGCAGCGGCGCUGUUCCUUGCCGCCAAAGUAGAAGAGCAACCCCAUAAGCUUGAAUAUGUCAUCAAAGUCCACCAUGCCUGCCAACAUCGCGGAGGUCCUGUCUUGGACACGAAGAGCGAAGCUUAUCAACAAGAAGCACAAGAAUUAGUCAUAAACGAAAGCAUUCUGUUACAAACAUUAGGUUUUGAAGUCGCCGUCGACCAUCCUCACACCCAUGUUAUUAAAUGUACACAGAUGAUUCGAGGUCGAUUCAAGAUUGCGUUUGGUUCACCCAGCAAGGACCUGGCCCAGACCUCCUAUUUCAUGGCGAACAACAGUUUACACCUGACCACCUUCUGUUUGCAGUACAAACCGACCGUGGUGGCGUGCGUCUGUAUCUAUCUGGCUGCCAAGUGGUCUCAGUGGGAGAUCAUGAGGUCCAGUGAUGGCAAAGACUGGUGGGAGUAUGUGGACCCGACCGUCACCAAAGAGCUGCUGGAUGAGCUCACGCAGGAAUUUCUGAGAAUCUUUGAGGCUUGCCCAAGUCGACUGAGGCGAAGAAUCUCAAAGGAACAAGUGGCAUCCAAGAGACGCCCUAAGGAAGGCACCUCCGAGAUUGACUCAGCCAGCACUGCCAAGCACAUACCAUCCUCUGCAGCCUCGGUCUCCUCCAUUGACAGUGGGCUGCCAGGCAGCGGCAAUUCGGAGAGCUCCAUCAGCACCCAGGAUCUGCCCGCCUCGAGCCAGGGCGAUAGCUUCUCCUCCCAGGAGGCCUCCCACGGCGAGGGGGAGGGGCUGGCCUUGCAGGAUGUCAACAUGGGCCUGCCCAUGAUGGAGACCUCCAUGUUCUCCCUCGAUACCGAGUACAUGAGCAGCACAGGUUACAAGCCCAGGCAUGGUCAGCCCAGCACGCAGCCUGAUGCCGAGCCUGGGAAGCCAGGUGAUCAACUAGGGCAUCCCGUUAAGAAGUCUUUGAAAGAGUACUGGGAGCAGAAGGAACGCGAGCGGGUGAAGAACGUGCAGCAGAGUAGGGAGAUGGCUCAACCUAGACCCAGUCAAACUGCCUCUAGGCCAAGUACUAUGUCGCAUCAAACUAGCCACUUCUCCAAGGGAGGCACGGACCUUCCUCACGCUGACCAACGAUAUCGGGGGGAAGGUUACCAUAGUCAAGGAGGUCAGAAACACAGGCCAGAAGACAGACAUAUGCCCCCAGAUCUCAGGAGAGCAGAGAAGCCCCCUGGCGAUCGCCAAGAACAGUCGGGUGGCCACUCUCAGGCCAAGAGUUCUGGAAGACCAACAGACCUCAGACCAAACAGAGACCAAAGACCGCAUUCGCAGCACAGGCCUCAUGAUCCGGGCAGUCAACCCAGCCAAGGUGCUAACGUCUCAGACUCCAGGUACUCCAAGAGCACAGACCAGUAUCACAAACACAGCCGCCACUCGCUUCCAAGUGGCUCAUCAGACAGGAAGCAGCAUUCGGGUUCAAGUGUGCAGGGAAAGGAACACAAGAGAAAUGGCUUCGAGAGUAGAGAUCAUGGUGCUAACCCCAGACUGCCAGAAAACAAUACCAGGUUACCCAGUUCUGCCCCACCACCCAAACCACAUCUUCCUGUAUCCCAAAGGCCCCAUCACACAGAAACUCCAAAUGCACACAGUUUGGAAAAACUCCCAACCUCAGAUCUACCAGGCAAGGCCCAUGCAGAGAUGCUAAGACUGUCGAAAUCUGAAAUGUACAGAUCUCAGCGGCCCGAAAACCAAGGAAAUGUGAAAUCUGAGAAGCACAGGACACCAUCGGCCGAGACACUUCGAAUUCCGAAGUCUCAAUCGCUUAAACCACAGAGAUCAGAGACUCCCAAAGGCACCCCAGCUGAGAAGGAGAGGACACAGCCAGCUAUUCCACCCCUGGUCCCUGUUGAUGUCAAGAAAGAGCAGCGAUCAGCCGUGGAGACUCAGAGAGCAGAACUGCCACAGCCAAUUGACCAGGAGCUUCCAAAACCCCAGAGACCCGAACGAGUGUUGAUACAACAACCAGAAUUGGCCAAGGUUGACAGAAGAGUGGCAUCGGUGUCUGUUAAACAUGAGCCGUCAGAGGUGGUAAAGACCGAGGGCAUGUUUUUGCAUAGAUCUGACACUGUAAUGUUGAGUAAAAAGGAAGUGUCUGGUACAAAGAGUGCUGGGGUCUCUAAGACUGAGGCUCCUAAAUCGCUUAAAUCUGAUCUGCUAUCCAAGUCCCAUAAAACCGAAGAGUCAAGGUUACCACGAACUGAGACUCACACUGUUACACAGAAAGUGGAGAAUGUGAAACAGCUAACUUCUGACAUGUCGAGAAGUAAGGAGGCAGAAGUACAUCACGCUCAGAAGCCUCAACAGCUAAGGGCAGUAAAGACUGAGCCGGGGACUCCAGCAUUGCAAACAGGGGCAGAAAAAUCGGAUGUUACAAGGGCACAAAAGGUGAUACCACUGUCCCAGCCUCUUAGACCAGAAACACUAAAAAAGCAGAGCAUUAAACAAGGACAGGGACAAACACAAAGACUUUCAACACCAAAGUCACAAAUCCCUCAGGUUAAUCAGGAUAGAUCACUGUUGGAUAAGGACAGUGGCAUGACCUCAACAAAGCUGUUGGCCAAGUCCCAGAAGAUUUCCAUUCCAACUGUGCAAGGCCAGGUCUGUGUCAAGCUGGAAACCCCGGAUGUAGUUGCGCCACCAAAGCCAGCAACCCACAGAAAGCCCCCGAUGCCUCCGGCUUCAAAACCAGAAGCGCCUGUGCCAGCCAAGCCCAUUGCACACUCAUCUGAGAAAGUUACAGUGGCCAAAUCAAAGCCAGGGACAAUUACCUCAGAGAGUCCCGAGAAAGCCAAACCCCAAAAGGCAGAAACAGUGACUCCCCAAAAGACAGACCAGCAGUCCAAGCCGCAAACACCAAAAUCUCAGAAAUCAACAACUCCAAGGUCUCGGGGGUCACCUGGUGUUGCAGCUGAACAAGUGCCCAAGCCACCAAAGAUUGUCGAAGCACCCAAAGCCAAAGUCGAUCCUGGCAAAGCUUCCUUGCUAAAUGUUGUGUGGGAACCUGCAAAGCCUCUCGAAGUACUAAAACCUGGAGUAUCUGAUGAAAUGGCUGACAGUGAGUCUGUCGAUGCUGACAUUGAUAAACUGAUUAAUGCACACAUGGCAGAGCAAUCCAAAUACCAGUGUCAUGAGCCUCCUCCAAUUUUGGACCUGAAGCCCACUGUGCCCCCAGCCCACACCUCUGAACCCAGGGAACGGAAACGGGAAAGAGAUGAGAGCUGUCUCCCUAAGAGUUACAGGGAAAAGGAAAGCCACCACAGAAAGAAGCGAAGUGAGGCUCACAGGUCGAGAGACUCACCUCACAAACAUCGCCAUUCCUCAGACCACAGGAAGAGGUCCCGUGCAGAGGCAGAGGGCUUGCAAAGCUCAGUCCAGCCCCAGGCCAGUGCUACUGAGGAGGCCGAGGACACGCAGCCUCAUUCGUCCAUCCUGACUACCUCGAGCGGCAUCAGGCUGAAGAUUAAAGGUUUGUCCAACUCAAUGAACAGCGGGACGGCCAAAAAGAGUCGUCGCCCGAGACCAGCAGGCAGACCAGCUCGCCGGGGUUGGUGAUGAAGCUGAGUCUGUCCAAAGGGCAGGCAGCCUACACCAAUUCGGACUACUGUCCAGAAGCAGAACAAGGGUCUGACAAGUCCAGCGGUCAUCGCCGCCACCACCACCACAAACACCACAAGCACCACCACAAAUCGAGGAGUCACCUACGGGGUGACGAUGGCAGCCACAAAUCUCACAAGAGAAAGAGGUCGCACAGUCGAUCCGACUCGGUGUCUUCGGGAGGGAGGGACCCAUCCCCCGCCGCAUCCUCGCCAGCGAAGAAAAGAGCACACGGCAGGGAGAGCCGCCCGCAUCCCAAAUCCCUCCUGCCCAGCGACCAGUCCUUGCUGAGUCUGCCCAUGCCGCCAAUGGAUCUUGCUUCCGGAUACACCGGUUAUGACGGUCACAACGCCGCUUCCACAGGCCAGUUCUACAGUACACACGACUUCUCUCACCACGCACCCCUGACAACAGUGACUGCGUUACCAUCAUCCGAGGGCUUUGGGUACCCGUACUCCUUCAACCAAUCAUCCAAUGACCAUCCACCCCCUCCUCCACCUCCCCCAAGGGAGGACCUGCCCCCUCCUCCACCGCCCCCGCCUGUUUGAGAGUGACGUCAGCUUGUUACAGUAUUUUUGGACAUUUCUUUCUCUUGCACAGUUGUGACUUGCUUGUACAAGAGCAGACACAAGGAAGUCAUCUUGAAUGUUGUAGUAUUUCCCUGUAAUGUGAUGGUUAAAUGUUUAUUUGGAGUCUUUGUUGAAAGAUCCGCUGUCAAUCAAUUGUUAAGAGUUGCCUUCUUUCAAUGUAAAUGGUUGAUGAGAAAGCGUUUUGUAUUUUUGCUUUUGCAUUCUUGGUUUCACAAACGAAUACUUUUCUAGACAUUAACAUGUAUUGGGUUUAUAUACCGAACUAUAUAACUAAAAAAAAAGAGGAUUACUCAAGGAGUUUGAAUGUAAAGGAGGAAAGAAGUUAAAUAUGUGAAAAAAAGUAGGCAGUGUAGUAUGUUUUUUAAUUAUUCACAAAUUGAUGUCUUCUUUAAAUUCAGUUUUCAGGUUUCGGGGAAAACUUACACAGCAGUGAGCAGGAAGUAACUGCAUGGCAAAUUUGUCUGUUUGUAAUCAUGUCCACUUUCUCAGUUGGCAAGACUCGUGCAACUUUCAGCUCUCAUGAAACUUGGAUUCAGUACAAGCCAUAUGUCAUGUCUGGAGAUGUUUGACCUAAACUAGUGUGCUGAGAAUGGUUGCAAUAUGUCUUAUCCCUGCAGUGCUGUGUUCGAGUCCUUCACAAGUCCAUCACAAGUUGUUCAGUCUUAAGCCAAUUCACAAGCUAUUCAAAUGAGCUGUGACGAGCAUUCUUCUGUCAUUGUUUACCCUGUUAGUUAUGACUGGCCUUGUGAAGGGACUUGUGAUGGACUCUAAUACAACACUGAUGCCCAGCUCAUCAACCCGAAUGAGACGUGCUCGGUUGUUAGUGAGAAUUGAGAAAAUAAUUCACAUCCUUCUGACAUUCCAAAUCCAGCUUUCCAAUUUGAGUCCAUAUACAUCUUGCCAAGUCUAGUGAGAUCUCCCCCUCCCCAAAAGAAGACAACAUGGAACUUGAAAUUAUUCAGCAACCAAUAAUGGAAUGCAAAAGGCCUGUUAACCUUGGGAAAUCUGUCACACCACAGCCAGUUAGCUUUUCUUGAAUAAUGUCAGAACAAGUCAAUAGGUUACAGAUACAUUGUGACCCAAAGUUUGAUUUAUAGUUAUAAAGCAGACCAUUGUUUCAUUGGCUCCUCAGGAGAAUUAUUUACAAGAGAAUUUAUAAUUGAUUUGCUAAGCUGACUGACCAGUGCUGAUGUGAAGAGAAGAUCUAUGAAACCGUAGCAGUUGGUCGUUUUGAACUGAAGAGUUCAUCUGGUUCAGCGGGCGAAGUUUCAGUUGUGUCAAAGCCCGCUUGUAUUCGCUUGGAGAGAUCAACUGUCGUUCUUGUGUGGACUCCUGUUGAGCCAUGAAGCCUUUCCCCAAUCAAUCACUAUUUGAGCUUUAAAGAAAUACACGUAUAUAGAUCUGCCUCAUGGAAGCAAGUAUAUGUGGGUUGUAACCGGCAAGGAUGCUUGCUUGAAUAUAGCAGAAAAGUAGCUAUUAUUGUAAGCUCACCAGCUUUUAUAUAUUUGCCUUUUGGUAUUUGCUUGAAGUUGAGAAAUGACAGUGAAGGAAAAUAAGACUGUAAUGUUUCUAUUAGUUUAAAAGUUACUAAAACUUAAAUGCGUACAUGUGUAACAAAUGGUCAAUAUAUGUUCUUGAAUCUUAAUAACAAAGGAAGAAAACAUACUAUUGACAGAUUUGUAGUUGAGAAGAUCUUUUGUUGGUAAAAGUAGAUCGAGUGUAACACCUGGUAGCAGCGGUAACAUUUUUGUACAUUUUCCCAUAAUUCUGUUGACUGUAAAUAAGUAUAAAAACAAUGGAUUAAAAUGUGUACUGUGUCCUAGCUGAGUGUGUGAUAGUAUGGGCUUACAAUUGGAAGUACAUGUAUGUGGAGAUAACGGUAAUUAAAUGGAUGUUUAGAGAAAUAAUUUAUUCCAAAUAAUGCCUCUGACGAACUCAGCUUUUAAAAAAAGUUGUACUCAAGUUUCUCCAGAUUGGGUCCACUGACAUAGAUAUUUUGGGCAUAAUGAAUUUAUGUGCUACACAAACACUUCACAUUUUCUCCUUUAUUUGUGUUACAGCUUUUUAGCUUAUUUGAAGAAUUUUUAACAUUUUUUUGUUGUGAUAUAUUUUUUCGUCUUGUGAAGUGGCAGGAAUUUGUUGAUCUGUUUCCAACCUUAUUGAAACAGUUCAGAGGGAUUUUGAACGUCAUUGUUGGAAAGUCACGAAGUAGCACUUUAUGAGUUCCACAGAAUAAAGGUUCAUGUUGGUACAAGACUGAAAGUGUAAGAAUUUUAAAACAAGAGUUUUUUUUUGUUUUUUUUUUUACAGGUGCUCUCAUUAUGUAAUAGGCCUGAAGUGUUCACAUAUUUUCUGUUCACACGUUCUUCCUCUGAUUUUUGUUGGCAAAUUUUUUUGAAGUGGUACGGUCCAGUGCUAAAUGCCAGUUAACAACUCCACCUGUUAGUGAAACGGAAGCACAUUAAACGUGUUACCAGUCUGGCUUGUGAUUGUGCAUAAUCCUUUGAGUUGAGCAUCAGGUAAAAAAACAUGGACGUUUUGGGGGGAGAGACAGCAGAAAUGUUCUCUCUUCAGGUAUAAGAAGUUCUCGGGCCGUUUCAUUAUCGAGAAUUGUUACAAAUAAUGCAUAUGUGCAUGUCCUUUGCCAGGCUUACAACAAUGUAACUAUGUAAGUUUUCAAGUGGACUGAUUACAUGUGUGUAAAUGAAUAUGUAGCCUUAUGUUAUAACUAUGUACUUUCAGGACAAACUUAAAAACACUUGAACCACUGGAGCAUUGUUGUGAAAAGACAAUACACAAAUGGCUCCAAUGGGAGUGUAGUACAUAUGUAAAUGAAAACUAAUUUUUAAUAAUUAACUUGGUUCGUUUGUUUUGUUUUUCUUUGGCUCCAGUCAUUCAAGAGUAUUUUGUGGUCAUUACUGUACAGAGGGAUUAGGUCUGCUGUUUUAGUACCAAUGGCCUCUGGGCCAUACAGUGAUUAACAAGGUCUGAAUACUUGUAAAUUGGCACAGGUUGCUUACAGAAAUGACAGGGCUGCUAAGCGCACAAAUUUGUUUAAGCCGAGCAUGGCAUGUUGCUUCAGACUUCCUCUAAAUUGACACUUACUGAGAAACUUUUUGCGUAAGCAAAGGGAUAAGUGGAACAAAAGGGGGAGGAAAAUGUGUGUCAAAAUUGACUGAUUUAGAAUUGAAUUCUAAGUCUAUUAAAAACCUCCAAUAGGCUUUGCACAGGUACUAUCCUUGUUUAUGUCAGGUACCAAAAUCUAGCUGCAGACCGAGUAAUUUGUCAUUUGUGUUGAUUUCUGGUACCUGCCAAAUGUUGAACUGGGUGUGAAGUGGACUUGUUCACCUGUUCCAUUUUUAGCGUUUGAAAAUGUUAAAAGCAGAAAUAUUUUGCCUUACAUGAAACAGCCAUAAAACGGCUAGGAUUUUGUGAGUGGAGCGUAUUUGUCAUAUCUGGUUCCAGCAAAUUACUUGUAAACAACAUAUUUACCUAUGACCCUGAAAUCGGGUCUUGCUGACAGAUGACACCAAAAUCUUGUUUAUGUUGUUAAAAAAUAUUAAGUGGAAAAACAACACAAAAAAAUAAGUGUCUUCUGUGUUUGCCUUAUUAACUUGUGCUAGUAAGUGCUGAACGGAUGUUUUAUGUGAAAAAAAGGGUCAAUUUUAGUUCCCCAAUCAUGAAUGGAAAAAAAAGGGCAACUUAAUUGCAUGUAAACAUUUAUUAUGUUUUACUGAAUUGUUUUUUUCUGUUCAAAUAAGAAACUGUCAAUAAAAUGUACAAUGGGGGAGAAAAGUA
Acanthaster planci (crown-of-thorns starfish) is the source of this 8297-nucleotide messenger RNA. RefSeq lists its product as uncharacterized. Gene Ontology annotation, molecular function: cyclin-dependent protein serine/threonine kinase regulator activity. Gene Ontology annotation, biological process: regulation of transcription by RNA polymerase II. Lineage: Eukaryota; Metazoa; Echinodermata; Asteroidea; Valvatida; Acanthasteridae. The record is from RefSeq and is a predicted model, not a curated record.